AAGGGAAGGAGAAGCCCAGGCAGAUGUGAGUGCGUAUGUCUCUGCUCGUCGGCCACGGCACAUUUCCUAUAUGUAUUUAAGCCAGGGAAUGCGGAACCCCGGCGUCCUAUCUCCACCCCUACCCAUCUUCCUACCCCCACUCCGAACUCCGAUCUCGAACCCUCCUCGUGCUGUCUUGAGCUACAAUUGCAACAUUUGCGCGCGCUAAAAUGAAAACAUUUCCUUCACAUACACGAGGCCGACGUCUUGACAAACACACAGAUAAGACGACCAGGGGAUCAAGAACUGUGGCACGAACUACCACCAAAUCAAGAAAGGAGGAAAGAAAUAACGCGGCCUACCUGAAUUCUAGAUACUCUUAGAAGAGUAUUUUUGGGAGAUUAUAGUACAAGUACAAUUUUAAAAUAAAGGUAUCGAGAUUACAAGAACGAUGCCUUGUACAUAUGGCAUUCUUAUUCUUGAACUAACACUAGACUCUUUAAAGAAUACGAACUUGUAAAGUUCUUCCUCUGUGCAGUUCUAGACAACUUAAAAACGUCCAUUCGUGACUGUAUUUCCUGUGUCCACAGAUCCAUAUAAGACAUAUAACACCGCGCAUAUAGACAGUUAUCGUUUUAAGGCCUCUGAAAUACCCAACCUGACAUAUAGAGUAUAUCCCACAUAGGUGAAGCAAUGCAGGAUCGUUGAAGCGACCCCUGCUCGAGGGUUGUUUUCUGUGCCUCCCCUGGCUCUGUCUCGUUCGGACACUCUACCCGUCCCUCUUUCGCUCGCUCGCUACGGCUGGAGGAGAUGUCUGCCUCAGAGAUCUUGGACAGAAGGUGAGCUCAGUUAGGUUUUGACAGCGGAACGCGUAGGUACAGCGAAGCGGGUAGCAACGGGUAGCGGGUUUAGUGAAGAACAGAACAGACCACAAAGUACAGAAAAAUUAAAAACGACUACAGACUACGAUAUUGUUAAACAGUUUACCUAAAAACAUAAGGAAAAGAAAACCAAAUUAACCAAACCGAAAGUUAAAGUUGUGUUUAUGUUUGAUCGUUGAGUUAUUGUUAUUUCGAAAGUUAAACGAGCGUUGUUAUUGAGACAUUAAGACAAAAUCCAAAGAGAAUCGUUACCGAGUUAAACCGAAAGUUCAAAAUACCAGUUCAAAAAUGUCUUUCUCCAAGGCUAAGCUAAAGCGUUUCAACGACGUGGAUGUGGCCAUCUGCGGGUCGCCGGCUGCGUCCAACAGCUCGGCGGGAUCGGCGGGCAGUGCCACGCCCACCGCGUCUUCGGCAGCCGCUGCUCCGCCCACCGUUCAACCGGAGCGCAAGGAGCAGAUCGAAAAGUUCUUCAAGGACGCCGUGCGUUUCGCGUCGAGCUCGAAGGAGGCCAAGGAAUUCGCCAUUCCCAAGGAGGACAAAAAGUCCAAGGGAUUACGCCUGUUCCGUACUCCUUCGUUGCCGCAGCGCCUGCGCUUCCGUCCGACACCCAGUCACACGGAUACGGCCACCGGAAGCGGAAGUGGCGCCUCAACAGCGGCAUCCACUCCGCUGCAUUCGGCAGCCACCACGCCCGUGAAGGAGGCCAAGUCCGCCAGUCGACUGAAGGGCAAGGAGGCACUCCAGUACGAAAUCCGUCACAAGAACGAGCUGAUCGAGAGCCAGUUGAGCCAACUGGACGUGUUGCGCCGCCAUGUGGAUCAGUUGAAGGAAGCCGAGGCGAAGUUGCGCGAGGAGCAUGAGUUGGCCACCAACAAGACGGACCAGCUCAUCGAAGCCCUGACCACUGAGAAUUUAUCGCACAAAGCUCUGAACGAGCAGAUGGGCCAGGAGCACGCUGAUCUGCUGGAGCGUUUGGCCGCCAUGGAGCAUCAGUUGCAGCAGCAGCGCGAGGAGCAUGAAAGCCAAGUGGAGGCGUUGGUUGCCGAGAGCGAGGCACUGCGUCUGGCCAACGAGCUGCUCCAGGCGGCGAAUGACGAUCGUCAAAAGGUUGAGGAGCAGUUGCAAGCACAACUCUCUGCCCUCCAAGGAGAUGUGGCUCAGGCCCGCGAGCACUGCAGCCUGGAACAGGCCAAGACCGCCGAGAACAUCGAGCUGGUGGAGAAUCUCCAGAAGAGCAACGCUUCCCUGUUGGCCGACGUGGUCCAGCUGAAGCAGCAGAUCGAACAGGAUGCCAUGUCCUACGGUCAGGAGGCCAAGAGCUGCCAGGCGGAACUGGAGUGUCUGAAGGUGGAGCGCAACACCCUCAAGAACGACUUGGCCAACAAGUGCACUCUGAUCCGCUCGCUGCAAGACGAGCUCCUGGACAAGAACUGCGAGAUCGAUGCUCACUGCGACACUAUCCGCCAGUUGUGCCGGGAACAGGCUCGCCACACCGAGCAGCAGCAGGCGGUGGCCAAGGUGCAGCAGCAGGUGGAGAGUGACCUGGAGAGCGCUGUGGAGCGCGAGAAGAGCUACUGGCGCGCCGAGCUGGACAAGCGUCAGAAGCUGGCCGAGAACGAGUUGAUCAAGAUCGAGCUGGAGAAGCAGGACGUGAUGGUGCUGCUGGAGACCACUAAUGAUAUGCUGCGCAUGCGCGACGAGAAGCUGCAGAAAUGCGAGGAGCAGUUGCGCAACGGCAUCGACUACUACAUCCAGCUGAGCGACGCACUGCAGCAGCAGCUGGUGCAGCUGAAGCAGGACAUGGCCAAGACGAUCACCGAGAAGUACAACUAUCAGCUGACUUUGACCAACACUCGAGCCACCGUCAACAUACUGAUGGAGCGUCUAAAGAAGUCCGAUGCGGAUGUGGAGCAGUACCGUGCGGAGCUGGAAUCGGUGCAGCUGGCCAAGGGAGCGCUGGAGCAGAGCUAUCUGGUGUUGCAGGCGGACGCAGAGCAACUGCGCCAGCAACUGACCGAGAGCCAGGAUGCGCUCAACGCACUGAGAUCCUCCUCCCAGACGCUGCAGAGCGAGGUAUCGUUGAAGGAGUCCUUGCUCCACGAGCUGCUCGCCGGCGAGGCGGAGACGUUGGCUAAAUUCAAUCAGAUUGCAAACUCGUUCCAGGAGCGCAUCGAUGGCGACGCCCAGCUGGCCCACUACCACGAGCUGCGCCGCAAGGACGAGACGCGCGAGGCCUAUAUGGUGGACAUGAAGAAGGCGCUGGAUGAGUUCGCCACUGUGCUGCAGUUCGCCCAGUUGGAGCUGGACAACAAGGAGCAAAUGCUUGUGAAGGUCCGCGAGGAAUGCGAGCAGCUCAAGUUGGAGAACAUUGCCCUCAAGUCCAAGCAACCGGGAUCCGCCUCCCUGCUGGGAACACCUGGCAAGGCCAACCGCUCGAACACCACCGAUCUGGAGAAGAUCGAGGAUCUGCUGUGCGACUCGGAGCUGCGAUCCGACUGCGAGAAGAUCACCUCGUGGCUGCUCAACUCCUCGGAAAAGUGCGUGCGCCAGGACAGCACCAGCGAGAUCAGCGAGCUCCUUUCCGCCGGCAAGUGCUCGCCCCGUCCCGCGCCCCGCACUCCCAAGGCGGCGCCGCACACCCCGCGCAGUCCGCGCACCCCCCACACCCCACGAACACCCCGCUCGGCGGCCAGUACUCCCAAGAAGACUGUCCUGUUCGCCGGCAAGGAGAACGUGCCCAGUCCGCCACAGAAGCAGGUGCUCAAGGCACGCAACAUCUAGGCUAUUCCUUUGUACCAACUACUCUAUCGUACUAUUAUAAAUUAUAUACCUUAGCUAAGAUCCGAUUCGAAAUAUAAUCAAUACACGUUGCACACAACACAGCCGGAGGUGUUUUGGAAAUCUCUUUCGAGCACACUCCGACUAAAUAUCAAAUCUUUUUGUGUUAUAUCUUUCUCGUUUUUGCAUGAGAUUUACUAAAUCUCAUAUAAAAUACCUUAUUUACUCAAAGGCUAUUUCAAUGACAGGAAAUAUCGUUCCACUCAAUCUUUUCAAACCUUAAUGGACAUUUGAUUAUUGACCUUUAAACAAGGGCGUUAUAUAACGUGGGGUUUAUUCUGAGCAUUUUUAAAGAUAUUUUAUAAUAUAAUAUAUAGGUACUAGUCUAUAUAGACUCAUCCUUGAAUGUAACCAAAACCUUUUUGUGUAUCAACUACUUUGUUCAUUUAUUAGCAAAUGUAUACAUCUAAAGUUAAAUUAUCUGUAAAAAAUAAUAAAAGAAAUUCUGAUCUAAAAUGUAGAAGUGUACAGUUUCAUAAUUACAAAGCAGCUUGAUAAUACCGCAUACGUC
This is a messenger RNA of Drosophila teissieri, 4209 nucleotides long. RefSeq names its product early endosome antigen 1 (gene mira). The record is from RefSeq and is a predicted model, not a curated record. The transcript has a single exon. Lineage: Eukaryota; Metazoa; Arthropoda; Insecta; Diptera; Drosophilidae. Bases 1149 to 3641 code for a protein of 830 amino acids.